ACAGAAAAGGGGAGGAGUUUAAUGUUGCCGUUAAAGGCGAGUCCAGUUGUCUCCUCGUUGUGUUCAUAGAGAUUUUCAGUCUUCAAGCGUCACUCCGCCUUGGCUUUAAACGGAUUUUUGCGUCCAGCAGCGUUUGAAUAAAAACCGAAAUGGCUGAUCAACUCACAGAGGAGCAGAUUGCUGAGUUCAAGGAGGCCUUCUCGCUCUUUGAUAAGGAUGGAGAUGGUACCAUCACCACCAAAGAGCUGGGUACAGUCAUGCGGUCUCUGGGCCAGAACCCCACAGAGGCAGAGCUGCAGGACAUGAUCAAUGAGGUGGAUGCUGACGGAAAUGGAACGAUAGACUUCCCAGAGUUCCUAACCAUGAUGGCCCGGAAGAUGAAGGACACAGACAGCGAGGAGGAGAUCAGGGAAGCAUUCCGUGUCUUUGACAAGGAUGGCAACGGCUACAUUAGUGCUGCUGAGCUGCGUCACGUGAUGACAAACCUAGGAGAGAAGCUGACGGACGAGGAGGUAGAUGAGAUGAUCAGAGAAGCAGACAUUGAUGGAGAUGGUCAGGUCAACUACGAAGAGUUCGUACAAAUGAUGACGGCGAAGUGAAGGCCUUGUACAGAUUUCGUAUAUAAAUUUGCCUUUUUCUUUGUGUAAUUUAUCUGUAAAAUCUUAAUAGC
Molecule: messenger RNA, 670 nt
Organism: Oryzias melastigma (Indian medaka)
Lineage: Eukaryota; Metazoa; Chordata; Actinopteri; Beloniformes; Adrianichthyidae
Gene: calm2a
Product: calmodulin 2a (phosphorylase kinase, delta)
Exons: 6
Coding region: 150-599 (149 amino acids)
Molecular function (GO): calcium ion binding
Source: RefSeq, a predicted model, not a curated record